AUGGCAACUAUAGCCACAGUAACAACUUUUGCAACUUUGCUUGUUGCAAUCAGUGCUUACAAAAAUCCGUAUUAUGCAGAUGGAAGGUCGGUGAUGGUACAUUUAUUUGAAUGGAAAUGGGAUGACAUAGCUUUAGAAUGCGAAAGAUUUUUGGGACCAAAAGGAUACGGAGGUAUUCAAAUAUCACCACCGAACGAGAAUGUUGUGAUAUGGGCGAACAAUCGGCCAUGGUGGGAGCGUUACCAGCCAAUGUCGUAUGUGCUUGUUACUCGUUCUGGAGACGAAAGCCAGUUCGCGGACAUGGUGAGGCGAUGUAACAAUGCUGGCGUACGAAUAUACGUAGAUGCAGUAAUUAAUCACAUGACAGGAGAGCCUGCAGAAAAUGUUGGUACAGGUGGCAACACUGCUGUAUUUGGGGAAUGGUAUUACCCUGCUGUCCCCUACAGGAGGGAACACUUCAACUGGCCUCCUUGUGGUAUUGAAGGAUCGGAUUAUAAUACAAACGCUUGGAGAGUCCGUAAUUGUGAACUAGUUGGUUUGAAGGAUUUAAAUCAAUCUGACGAACACGUUAGGCAAAUGAUAGUCAACUUCAUGAAUAAGCUGAUAGAUUUGGGUGUUGCAGGAUUUAGAAUUGACGCAGCAAAACACAUGUGGCCAGAGGAUCUACGUAUUAUUUACGAUCGACUGAACAAUUUGAGCACAGCUCACGGUUUCCCACAAAAUGCUCGACCUUAUAUUUACCAGGAGGUAAUCGAUUACGGAGGUGAGGCGAUCAGCAGAAACGAAUAUACCCCCAUCGGCGCUGUGACUGAAUUUAAGGCGGGCAUGGAAUUGAGCAACGCGUUCCGUGGUUCUAACCAACUGAGAUGGUUCCACAGUUGGGGACCAAGCUGGGGACUGCUGGCGAACGGCGACGCUUUAACGUUUAUAGAAAACCAUGAUAACGAAAGAGGUCACGGUGGUGGUGGUGGUGUUCUAAUGUACAAGCAACCUAAGCCUUACAAAGCAGCGAUUGCGUUUUUACUAGCCCAUCCUUACGGAGAGCCACAGAUUAUGAGUAGUUUCAACUUCCAAGACUCCGAAGUGGGGCCUCCGAUGGAUAGAUAUGGGAAUAUCAUUUCACCAGCGAUAAAUUCUGAUGGUACAUGUGGUAACGGUUGGGUGUGCCAACAUCGCUGGCGUCAGAUCCAUGCGAUGGUUGGCUUUAGGAACGCCGCUGGCAACACUGAAUUGAACAACUGGUGGGAUAAUGGUAGCAGUCAGAUCGCUUUCAGUCGCGGAGACAGAGCCUUUAUCGCCUUUAAUAAUGAUGGAUGGAGUCUCAGUCAAAAUUUGCAGACUGGACUCCCAAAGGGGACAUAUUGCGAUGUGAUAUCAGGAGAUAAAGUAAAUAAUUCGUGUCGAGGCAAAUCUGUAACUGUUGGCAGUGAUGGAAUGGCCCAAAUAAGCAUAGGACCACAAGAAUACGAUCUAAUGCUAGCUAUACACAUUGGACCUGAAAGUCGACUAUAA
Molecule: messenger RNA, 1512 nt
Organism: Leptosia nina
Lineage: Eukaryota; Metazoa; Arthropoda; Insecta; Lepidoptera; Pieridae
Source: the annotation of a GenBank genome assembly